Phalaenopsis equestris is the source of this 1288-nucleotide messenger RNA. Its product is annotated as 4-coumarate--CoA ligase-like 6. Gene Ontology annotation, molecular function: CoA-ligase activity. Bases 227 to 1279 code for a protein of 350 amino acids. The record is from RefSeq and is a predicted model, not a curated record. Gene Ontology annotation, biological process: ubiquinone biosynthetic process. Gene Ontology annotation, cellular component: peroxisome. The transcript has a single exon. Lineage: Eukaryota; Viridiplantae; Streptophyta; Magnoliopsida; Asparagales; Orchidaceae.
CAUAAUAAACCUAACCGGAGGUUGUUGGGAGUUUUCUCGUUAACAGUUCUGCGUUUCGUAUUUUAAAUCCCCCCAACAUUGGACAAUUCCCUAUCAGAAGAGAAGAAGACGACAACCUCUCUCUCCCUCCCUCCUCCUGAUUCAUUGCCGCGCGCACUCCCGAGACUGAGCAGAGAAAUUAAAACGCACUUACAGACCACCAUUUAUCAACCUCUCCUUCUCUCCCAUGGAGGGAAUUCUCUCCGGUCGCCUAAGCUUAUCCAUCACUCAUCCAAAAUGGUUCUCCCCAGAAACCGGAAUCUACAGCAGCAGGCACACCCCAAGAUGCCUUCCUCAAGAUGAUUUUCUUGAUUUGGUCUCCUUCCUCUUCUCGAGGCCUCACAGAGGUGAAACAGCCCUCAUCGACUCCGCAUCAGGACUCUCCAUCUCGUACCCUGAACUUCGUUCCAUGGUUGAUAGCAUCGCCUCCGGACUCCAUGACAUUGGAGUCUUCCCUGGACAGGCCGUCCUCAUCCUCCUCCCCAACUCCAUUCUUCUUCCUGUCAUCCUCCUCGGCGUUCUCUCCCUUGGCGCCGUCAUCACAACCAUGAACCCCCUCUGCAGCGCCAAAGAGAUCCAGAAACAAAUGAGCAGCAUCCUCCAUUUAGCCCUAGUAUUCUCUUUAUCGGAGAAAGUUGCCGCUCUGGACCAAUUUGGUGUUCCGAUAGUCGCCGUUCCCAACGACUUGAGCUAUGAUUCGUCUCAUUACUCUGUUUUCCACAAGAUUGUUUCCAGCAGCCCUCGGCUUACUUGGAGGCCAGCUAUCCGGCAGAGCGACACCGCGGCGAUACUCUUUUCCUCCGGAACCUCUGGAUCCAGUAAAGGUGUCGUUCUAACUCACAGUAACUUGAUCGCCAUGGUUGAGCUAUUUGUUCGGUUCGAGGCUUCGCAGUAUAAGAAGGAGAGUUGGAAGGAUGUAUACCUUGCUGCCAUACCAAUGUUUCAUGUGUACGGUCUUUCUCUAUUUUCCAUUGGGUUGCUGUCUCUGGGCUCGACGGUUGUGGUGAUGAAGAGGUUCGAUGCGAAGGAGGCGGCUGAAACUAUAACAAGGUACCGAGUAACCCAUUUUCCGGUUGUUCCGCCAAUAAUGUCUGCUCUUAUAAGGGCCCAAGAUGCCCAUGGCUGUGAUCUGAGAUCCUUGAAGCAGGCCUCUUCUGGUGCAGCUCCUCUGAGCAAGCAACUGAUACAAGAAUUCUUGUGGAGAUUUCCCCAUGUCGAUUUCAUUCAGGUAAUCACAUGAGUUGUUGAA